AUGAACUUACAAUUAUAUCAGCAAUUAAAGACAUAUUUAGAAACUGCCGAAACGCCACUCGAUUUAAGUCUACCACAACAACAAAGAUUUAAAAGACAAGCUACCUGUUAUCUUAUCCAAAACGACCUACUAUACUACAAAAAUAAAAAAGAGAAUGGAUCUCCAUUAAGAGUAAUCAAAGAAAAUGAGUUAGAACAACAAAGACUUCAAGCUCAACAUAAUAUUCAAGAAGCCCAACAAAAACAAAAAGAACACUAUGAUCAAGACAUUAGAGCUGUGAAGUUUAAAAUUGGCGACCAAGUUUUAUUAUAUGAGUCAGCCAAAGAAAAAGUAUAUAGAGACAAAUUAAGAGAAAAUAGAAAGGCCCUUACUUUAUUCAUGAUCAAGGCAUUUUAA
This is a messenger RNA of Dentiscutata erythropus, 396 nucleotides long. The record is from the annotation of a GenBank genome assembly. NCBI's taxonomy places the organism in Eukaryota, Fungi, Glomeromycota, Glomeromycetes, Diversisporales, Gigasporaceae.